GAAUAAAGGCAACAGAACAAAACCUCUUUCUUUCUUAUCUUCUUCUUCAUUGAAGCUCAAACUCAUAUAUACUGCUUUCCUUUCCGCUGAUAAUGGCGUCAAUGGCGCUCGCCGUUACAUCGAUUCCGAUCACUCCUUCAAACUCUCUUUCAUUCUCCCGCUCACCAUCCGUAACCGCCGUCCCUCUUUCUCUCUCACCUUCUUCAAUUUCCCUCUCUUCCUCUGAUUCCACCCCAAUCUCACCCCUCAUUUAUUGUGGAAGAGGUGAUAAGAAGACUGCUAAAGGAAAGCGAUUCAAUCACUCCUUUGGAAAUGCGAGGCCAAGGAACAAGAAGAAGGGGAGAGGACCACCGAGAGUGCCGGUCCCACCUGCACCGCCUCGAAAGGAUAAAUACGAUGACGGUGAAGUUGUCAAGAUUGAGAUAGAUGAGUCUCUUUUUUCAAACUCAUGAGCAUCUUACUAGUUGUAUGAGUUGGUUAGAUUUCAAAUGUUGUAUGUUUUGAUUUAUUCCAUGUUUGGAGAUAAUGCCUAAUAUCAUGUUUUGCUACUUGAACACAGAAUUUGUGUAUUUUGAAUCCCAUCCACAAUAUCCCAAGUGUGUUCCUCUUUUUA
Erigeron canadensis is the source of this 613-nucleotide messenger RNA. Its product is annotated as 30S ribosomal protein S31, chloroplastic. Bases 93 to 452 code for a protein of 119 amino acids. Lineage: Eukaryota; Viridiplantae; Streptophyta; Magnoliopsida; Asterales; Asteraceae. Gene Ontology annotation, biological process: plastid translation. Gene Ontology annotation, cellular component: plastid; ribosome. The record is from RefSeq and is a predicted model, not a curated record. The transcript is spliced from 3 exons.